UUCUUCAUCCGAGGAGUAGUCUAUCAACCCUGGGACGAUUCCGAAAACAGCAACAUCAAUGAUCCUAUCUCAGAUGAUCGUAUAAUAGAGCUAGGACGCAACCUUGUCUUGCUCAAAGAACUUGGAGUCAACACCCUUUACGUUUACCAAAUCAACAACCAAAAGCAGCAUGACAAAGCGAUGAAGUUGCUUGAGUCAGCUGGAAUCUAUGUUGUUGCGGGUGUUUGUACUCCAUCCUGCUCCAUCAAUCGGGCAAGGCCUUACAAAUCUUACAAUACUGCCAAUGUGUCUUCUCUGCUCAGAACUGCCGGUGUCAUGGCUGCCUACCCGAACACCCUGGCAAUUACUGCGGCCAAUUCACUAGUAAACGGCCGUGGUCACCUCUACGUAGCUCCCGUUUUGAAAGCCAUCAUCCGGGAUCUCAAGAGAUAUCUGGCUUGCAGCAACGAUAUUCGAGGAACAAGGAUACUUCCUGUGGGCUAUGCUAACGCGGAUGUCCCACACAUCAAUUAUAAUACAGAUUUCCUGGAAUAUCUGUACUCUGGUGACAAAGAGACUACAGUAGACUUUUGGGGACUUGCCAAUUAUGGUUGGGCUGGAAAGUCCGACCUACAAAUUUCUGGCUGGCUUCGAUUGAUCAGUCGUUAUGAGAACUUUGCCAUCCCGUCGUUUCUGUGCGAGUAUGGCGCUAACACAACCAAAAUCAGGCAAAUGGAUGAGACCAAGGCGUUGUACUCGGACCCAAUGGCCAGAGUCUUCUCUGGCGGGUGUGUCUACGACUUCUUAGACAGUGCGAAUGCCUACGGCCUGGUGGCGAUGGACUCCAACGACAAAAGGUGGUUCCAGAUGCGUGCCGACGUGGACGGAAAAAUAAUCGAAACAAGAGAAACAGAUGCAGGAAUUGUCUACAUUUACCAAGACUUCGCCAACUACAAAGCAGCGCUUGCCGGAUCCGCAGACAAUCACAGCCCGAGCUGGGAUGUCAUGGAACGCGAAGCAAAGGAGAGACACAGCAUCGACGUCACGCAGAGGACAUGGUCUUGGGGACCCGAAUACCAGAUCCCUGCGACCUGUAUAGAUUGGGACAACAUCGAGGAGCUCGUCGGUCGAUAG
This is a messenger RNA of Aureobasidium namibiae CBS 147.97, 1113 nucleotides long. Its product is annotated as glycolipid anchored surface protein GAS1. The transcript is spliced from 5 exons. Gene Ontology annotation, biological process: fungal-type cell wall (1->3)-beta-D-glucan biosynthetic process. The record is from RefSeq and is a predicted model, not a curated record. Gene Ontology annotation, molecular function: 1,3-beta-glucanosyltransferase activity. Gene Ontology annotation, cellular component: cytoplasm; fungal-type cell wall. NCBI's taxonomy places the organism in Eukaryota, Fungi, Ascomycota, Dothideomycetes, Dothideales, Saccotheciaceae. The annotation marks the transcript as partial.